Eutrema salsugineum is the source of this 1751-nucleotide messenger RNA. RefSeq lists its product as uncharacterized. Lineage: Eukaryota; Viridiplantae; Streptophyta; Magnoliopsida; Brassicales; Brassicaceae. The record is from RefSeq and is a predicted model, not a curated record. Bases 307 to 1584 code for a protein of 425 amino acids. The transcript has a single exon.
UCAGACCAUCACUUUGACGCCUCAGAAAACCAGCUGCUCUGCUUUCUCUUUCUCUUUUUAUUUGUAGAUGACUCCUCUCUUUCAAUCUCUCAUUCUUUGACUCUGAUCCAGAAACCCACUUGACCAAUUUUCUUCCACACGCAAUGCAAACUCAAACUCGAACCCGAAGAAGAUACUGCAAUUAACAAUUCUCGGAGAGAUUCUUUUCCUUCGACGAAAAGCAUCGAUUUUUUUCUCGAUCUUUAGGGUUUAUAAUUUUUCAUUUGUCGCGGAAUUUCAAUUAUUCCCAACUGGGAUUCGAGCUCUAUGGAAUCAACAAAUGUGAUGUUUUCUGGGUUUAGUCCGAGAAUGUUGAGCUUGGAAAUGCCGCAGAAUCCACAGAAUCCCCAAAACCCAGUGCAAUUCCAGCAUCCGCAUCCUUACGCCGCCACCGGAAAUCCAACCACCGGCGAUCAGCAGACUCAGCCGCUGAUUAAACCCUUGUACCCAUACGCCUCAAAACCCAAACAAUUGUCACCGGCAAGCGUAGGCGACGACGAGGACCGCGGGUCGGGUUCCGGGUCCGGGUGUCACCCAGAAGACAGCGCGGGAACCGACGGGAAGAGGAAAAUCUCGCAGUGGCAUAGGAUGAAGUGGACGGACACGAUGGUUCGGCUUCUGAUCAUGGCAGUCUUCUACAUCGGCGACGAAGCUGGGCUAAGCGAUCAAAUCGACGCCAAGAAAAAGAUCGCCGGAGGAGGAGGAGGGAUGUUGCAGCAGAAGAAAGGCAAGUGGAAAUCGGUGUCGAGAGCAAUGGUUGAGAAAGGUUUCUCCGUGUCGCCGCAACAGUGCGAGGAUAAAUUCAAUGACUUGAACAAGAGGUACAAGAGGGUCAACGACAUACUUGGGAAAGGCACCGCGUGUCGCGUCGUGGAGAAUCAGGGAUUGCUCGACGCCAUGGAUCAUCUGACUCCGAAACUUAAAGACGAGGUCAAGAAAUUGCUCAAUUCUAAACAUCUCUUCUUCAGAGAGAUGUGCGCUUAUCACAAUAGCUGCGGCCAUCUCGGUGGUCACGACCAACCGCAACCGAAUCAGGCUCCGAUUCAGGGACGUCCCGAGCAGCAGAGCUGUUUUCACGCGGCGGAAUCAGGGAAAAUGGCGAGAAUCGCGGAGAGCGAGGAAGAGGAAGAGUCGGAUAUGGCGGAGGAUUCGGAGUCGGAGAUGGAGGAUACGGAGGAGGAGGAGGAAGAGACGAGGAAGAAGCGGAGGAAAGGGGAAGGAGUAUCGCCGGCGGUGAAGCGGAUGAGGGAGGAGGCGACGCGUGUGUUGGAGGACGCGGGGAAGAGCGCUUUGGAGAAGAAGGAGUGGAUGAGGACAAAGACGUUGGAGCUUGAAGAGAGGAAGGUUGGUUACGAGUGGGAGGCGGUGGAGAUGGAGAAGCAGAGAGUGAAGUGGCUGAGGUAUCGGAGCAAGAAGGAGAGAGAAAUGGAGAAGGCUAAUCUUGAGAACCAGCGACGGAGGCUAGAGACGGAGAGGAUGGUUCUCAUUCUCCGCCGGAGGGAGAUUGAAUUGGCCGAGUUACAGUCUUCGUGUAAACCGGGUUGACCCGAAUUCCGCCAUCGGGUUAUGUAAUUAGUGUUAGGAUUUUGGUGUCUUGGAUUCGUUUUGUUAGUUUAUAGUAACUUUCUUCUAGUUUCAAAUGUGGAAGAUGCUAGGAUUCUCUCGUUUUCAACAUAAUCAGCAAAUUAAAAUCUAUAAAGUACUGUAUAGGC